Messenger RNA from Eufriesea mexicana, 1095 nucleotides. RefSeq names its product solute carrier family 25 member 38. Gene Ontology annotation, molecular function: glycine transmembrane transporter activity. NCBI's taxonomy places the organism in Eukaryota, Metazoa, Arthropoda, Insecta, Hymenoptera, Apidae. Gene Ontology annotation, biological process: glycine import into mitochondrion. Bases 107 to 1003 code for a protein of 298 amino acids. The transcript has 8 exons. Gene Ontology annotation, cellular component: mitochondrion; mitochondrial inner membrane. The record is from RefSeq and is a predicted model, not a curated record.
GAUAGAACUUAACAUUGUUUAUUAUUAGCAAUAACUCAUCUGUUAACGUGUUUCUAUUACGUACGUAUUUGAUAUUCUUGGAUUUUUUGCUGUGGUAUGUUUUGAUAUGCAGGGUUAUUCUAUUGACCCAGAACAUGGUGAGAUGAUGAUAAAAGAAGAUUAUCCUAUUUUGAAGUCUUUCGUCGCGGGAUCACUAUCUGGAACAUUUUCAACUAUUUUAUUUCAACCAUUAGAUCUUGUUAAAACCAGACUUCAAAGUAAAGUAAAUCUUCAUCUCGAUACUCCAAAAAGUGGAACUUUAAAUACAGUAAUUCAUAUAAUUAAAAAUGAAAAUGUGCUUGGACUCUGGAGGGGUAUGACUCCGUCAAUUACUAGAGUAGUACCUGGUGUUGGAUUGUAUUUUUCAUCAUUACACUGGUUAAAGCACACAUUGCAUCUAAAAGAUCCACUCACACCUACAGAAGCUCUGUUAUUAGGCAUUACUGCAAGGUCUAUGUCUGGAGCUUUAUUAAUUCCAAUAACAGUAGUAAAAACACGUUUUGAAAGUGAAAUUUAUAAAUAUAACAGUGUAGGAGAAGCAUUGAAAUUAAUUUACAAGCAGGAAGGAGUAAGAGGUCUUUCGAGCGGAUUAGUACCAACGCUAUUAAGAGAUGCUCCUUAUAGUGGACUUUAUCUCACAUUUUAUACUCAGUUAAAAAAUAUUGUCACAGAAACAGAUAUAGUUUGCACCAAACUAUCUGCUCCAAUUCAUUUUAGUUGCGGAAUAUUAGCAGGAAUAUUUGCUUCUAUUGUAACACAACCUGCCGAUGUAAUCAAGACAAAAAUGCAAUUAUAUCCUAAUGAAUUUAGAGACGUCCGUGUUGCAGUUUUUAGGGUUUACAAGAAAUAUGGUGUGUUAGGAUACUUUAAAGGCAUUGUUCCUCGAAUGUUGAGGAGGACAUUAAUGACUGCAAUGGCUUGGACCGUAUACGAAGAGGUUACAAAAUUUAUGGGGCUUAAAUAAAAUUAUUUCUAUUCAAUAAUAUAACUUUUUGGUGUUCAUUCACAUAAAAUUUUAAAGAAAUUAAAUAAUUUACGCACAAUGGAAUCAAAGUU